AUGGCGCCAAAGAAUCUGAGCAUGAGGCGGAUCUUUGCAGCAGCAAUUCAGAUCCGUUCAUACUCCGCGCCAGCAGAACGCUCCAUUCCAGCCGCCAAACAGAAGUACGUCCCGACAUCUGGCACAUAUCCAAAAGGAUUCCUCGCCGGCAGCGCAUUCGCUGGAGUCAAAGCAAGCAACACCAAAUAUGAUGACCUGGCUCUCAUCGUGUCCGAAGUACCAUGUCCCGGAGCAGCUGUCUUCACGAGGAACAUGUUCAGGGCCGCGCCUGUCAAGGUCUCUGGCGAUAUUUUGAGACUCCAACAGAACAAAAAUAUCCGCGGCGUUGUUAUCAACUCAGGGUGCGCCAAUGCUGUGACGGGAAAGCUGGGCCUGGAGCACGCCGAGGCCAUGUCUCGAGCUACUGACAAGCUCUUUGGGGCUGACGAUGCUUCUCUUCCGGAAACAUUGGUCAUGAGCACCGGAGUCAUUGGUCAGCGCCUGCCGAUUGAUCGCAUCACAUCCGCCAUUCCAAAGUUGCAUGCUUCUCUGGGUUCCACCCAUGAGCACUGGCUAGGUGCUGCACAGGCCAUCUGCACAACGGAUACGUUCCCCAAACUGAUGUCUCGUACUUUCACACUGCCAUCCCACCCCGAGACCACAUACAGCAUUGCAGGCAUGACCAAAGGCGCUGGAAUGAUCCAUCCCAACAUGGCUACUCUUCUGGCCACAGUCUGCACGGACGCUGCGAUCGAUCCCGACACCCUUGCCAAGCUUCUCAGACAUCACACUCAAACCUCGUUCAACUCCAUCUCCAUAGACGGAGACACCAGCACAAACGAUACCUUGGCAUGUUUCGCCAAUGGCGCCGCAACCCCAGAAGGUGUCCAGCCAAUGGCCUACGAUUCUCAAAAUGUCAACGGGAAAUCAGACGACCUCAGAGUCUUCGAACAAGUCUUCUCCACCUUCCUCAAAGACCUUGCCAAACUCGUAGUCAGAGACGGUGAAGGCGCCACCAAGUUCGUCACAAUUCGUGUCCGUAGCGAUGUGAGCUUCGUAACAGCGAAGCGCGUCGCCGUGAGCAUCGCCCGCUCCGCACUCGUCAAGACCGCCCUCUACGGCAAAGACGCCAACUGGGGCCGAAUUCUCUGCGCCAUUGGCUACGCUCCAGGUCUCAUGUCAUCUUUCGAACUCGACGCCGAUGCACUUAAAAUUGGCGAGCAGGUCAAACUUGAUAGGAAACUUGCGCGCAUGGGCAAAGGGUCGGGGAGGCAAGAUGCAAGCGAGAACAAGCGUCGUGCUCCGGUAGUGAAUAGCCGAACAAGCGUCUCAUUCAUCCCUUCGGAUGGUAGCAAGGAGCUGAAACUAUUGGUUUGUGGUGAGCCGGAAGCUGUGGAUGAGGUUCGCGCCAAGGAGAUUCUUGAGAUGGAGGAUCUGGAGAUUUUGGUUAGGUUGGAGGAUGGAACCCCUCGUGGUGAUGGGCCUGUGCGUAGCGUCAGAGAGGCGGUAUUCUGGACUUGUGACUUUAGUCAUGAGUACGUCACCAUUAAUGGCGAUUACAGGACGUAG
Ramularia collo-cygni is the source of this 1548-nucleotide messenger RNA. RefSeq names its product related to Arginine biosynthesis bifunctional protein ArgJ, mitochondrial. Gene Ontology annotation, biological process: L-arginine biosynthetic process; L-ornithine biosynthetic process. The transcript has a single exon. Bases 1 to 1548 code for a protein of 515 amino acids. Gene Ontology annotation, molecular function: L-glutamate N-acetyltransferase activity, acting on acetyl-CoA as donor; L-glutamate N-acetyltransferase activity, acting on acetyl-L-ornithine as donor. The record is from RefSeq and is a predicted model, not a curated record. NCBI's taxonomy places the organism in Eukaryota, Fungi, Ascomycota, Dothideomycetes, Mycosphaerellales, Mycosphaerellaceae. Gene Ontology annotation, cellular component: mitochondrial matrix.